Messenger RNA from Clunio marinus, 2999 nucleotides. The record is from the annotation of a GenBank genome assembly. NCBI's taxonomy places the organism in Eukaryota, Metazoa, Arthropoda, Insecta, Diptera, Chironomidae.
UGAUUAGUCAAUGAUGUAAUAGAUUUGGCUGUUUCCGGGGAAAACAUUGACAAGCGAAACUUCUAAAUGCAUUUAACGUCAUUUGCAAAGUUCUCCCUCAUAAAACUCUUCGGUUUACAUAAUUUUACUUAAAUUACCAUCGCGCAUUGCAAAAUUCUUUGCUUAUCCUGCUUAGUUGCGACAUGUAAAUUAAGAGUAAACUAAUUAAACGACUUGUUCAACGUGCAGACAAUAAUUAAUUUUGUGUAACUUAUAAAUUUUUUGUUGUUGAUCACAAGAAAAUAAAUUGAAAUUGUGAGUGAAAGGAAAGAAAAGAAAAAGAGAGAAAAAUGUUUUUGAUUAAAAAAGUCACCGCAAGAAAUCUGCCAUUAACAAGAUUACGAUUCAUCUCGUCAGUGGUUCCAGACUUUCGAUAUCCCGAUUUCAAAGUCGAAAAUGAACCAAUUCUUGGAUAUAAAAAGGGAUCAGCAGAGAGAGAACAACUUAUUGAAGCUUUGGAGAAAGCAAGCAACACAAUUGAAGAUAUUCCCAUUGUUAUUGGUGGUGAAGAGUUCAGGACAUCGGAAGUUCGUCAUCAAGUUAUGCCACAUGAUCACCAACAUAAAAUUGCUCAGUUUUAUUAUGCCGAUAACAAGUUGAUUCAAAAAGCUAUCAAUAAAUCUGUGGAAGUGCAAGCAAAAUGGGAUCGCACACCAAUGGGUGAACGUCUUGAAAUUUGGAAUCGCGCAGCUGAUUUAAUGGCUGGAAAAUAUCGACAAAAGCUCAACGCAGCUACAAUGUUGGGUCAAUCAAAGACAACUAUUCAAGCUGAAAUUGAUUCAGCUUGUGAACUUAUCGACUUUAUUCGAUUCAAUGCUUUCUUUUUGAAAGAAAAUUCCAAAUAUCAGCCAAUAAGUGAGAAUCCUUGCGUGACUAAGAAUUCAGUUCGAUUCCGUGGAUUUGAUGGCUUCUUUGCUGCAGUCAGUCCUUUCAACUUCACAGCUAUCGGUGGAAAUUUAAGCUAUACACCGGCAUUAAUGGGUAAUUCGGUGUUGUGGAAACCAUCAGACACUGCUGUCUUAUCUAAUUGGGUUGUUUACCAAAUUAUGCGCGAAGCUGGCGUUCCUGAAGGUGUUGUGAACUUUCUUCCUUCUGACGGUCCCGUUUUUGGUGACGCAAUAACAUCAUCGCCAUACUUGAGUGGAAUUAAUUUCACUGGUUCGGUUCCAACUUUCAAUCGUUUAUGGCAACAAGUUGGACAGAACAUCAACAAUUACAUAAACUACCCGAAACUCAUCGGUGAAUGUGGUGGUAAAAAUUAUCACUUUGUUCAUCCAUCAGCUGAUCCACAGUCUGUCAUCACUUCAACAAUUCGUUCUGCAUUUGAGUACUGUGGUCAGAAAUGUUCGGCUUGUUCUCGUGCAUAUAUUCCUGAAUCAUUAUGGACUGAAAUUCGUGACGGUAUGAUUAAGGAGCAAGGAAAGCUUAAGGUUGGUGAUGUCACAGAUUUCUCGACUUUCAUGGGUGCUGUCAUUGAUGAACGCGCUUUCAAUCGCAUUAAAUCUUACAUCGAUCAUGCGCGAAGCUCUGAUAAACUUGACAUUAUCGUUGGUGGAAAAUACGACAACAGCAAAGGAUUUUUCAUUCAGCCAACAAUUGUUAAGACAACAGAUCCAAAGGACAAGAUUAUGGUCGAAGAAAUCUUUGGCCCAGUGUUGAGCAUUUACGUUUAUCCUGAUAGGGAACUCGAUGCGACAAUGGAACUCGUUGGAAGUUCAACACAAUUCGCUUUGACUGGUGCUGUUUUUGCAAAUGAUGAAGCAUUCUUGCGACGUGCAUUUGAAGAGUUUAAGAUGACUGCUGGUAAUUUCUACAUCAAUGAUAAGAGCACAGGGUCAGUUGUUGGCCAACAACCGUUUGGUGGUGGACGAAUGUCUGGAACAAAUGAUAAAGCUGGCGGUCCUUACUACACCACUCGGUUCACGACGAUUCAGGCGAUAAAGGAAACUUUUGUGCCAUUGCGUGAUGUUGAUUAUCCAUACAUGAGAGAAUAAUUAAACACUUUUGGGUAUGAAGAGUAAUUAUGAAUGUUAAUUACUCACACACACACACACACACACACACACACACACACACAAACAUCUCACAAAUAUUAUCAGAACAAAAUGAAAAAAAAAUUAAACUUUAUGUACUUAAAAGCCAGGAUUGUAUUUGGCCACUCAAUGGCUUAUUUAUUGUCACAUACGAGACUAUUAUCUACUUAAAUGAAAAAUCAGUAUCCUUAAAUUUUUGGAAAGCCAAAAAAAAAUAUUUUGAGUUCCUUUAAAAAAAAGAAAAACUUUUGAGAAAAUUUUCUUUGAUUAUUUUAAUGACAAAAGUAUUAAAAGCAAAAGUCAAAAAAUGUACUUAUUGAAGCAUUAAAAUUUUAUUUAAAAAAGGAAGAACAAAUUAAGUUCCUUGUUCGUCAGAAUGCUGAUUAGCAAGCGACUGUAACCACGUUUCAAAUAAUGUUGAAACGUCGACACUUGCACAUUCAGCUAAAUAAUUUAUUAUUGUGUUUCUUAUAAAGAUUGAUUUCAAUUGGCUGUGGCGAUUUCAAGGUGUUGUUUGAUAAGCAAAAAAAAACUGAAAGAUUAACUAUAUUUAGACGCAUUUUGAUUUUAUUUUGCCUGAAACUCAUGUCUUCAGUUUCUCAAAAUUUUCUUAAAUGUCACAUUAAAUAGUUUGCGCAAAACGAUUCCGAAUUUAGACGAUGCGUAGAGAAGUCAUUAGUGAUGACUUUGAUUGAAUGUAUCAUAAAACAAAAAUAUUAAUGAAAAAGAAAAAAAAAUCAUUGUGAAUGGAAUCCCCAAAGCGAACACAGUAACGGAAGAAGAAACAAAAAAAAAAAACUCUGAUUGUCAAUAAAAACUUGAAUGUAAACAAGAUUUUUGUGUUUGCGUAAUAACCAAAAUAAUAAAAGGAAAAAAAGUUGAUCUUAGAGCUCAUCUUUAAGUAAAAAUAUUUUACUUUGUUUUGCU